CGCUGCCAGCAGAGCUGCGGCCGCGCCCGUGCCCGAGGCGGCGCGCCCUCCUCGCCCUGCUCCUGCCGCUGGCCCAUAGGGCGUGCAAGGAUGGAGGAUUCCCAGGAGACGUCGCCGUCCUCCAACAACUCCUCCGAAGAGCUCAGCUCUGCCUUGCAGCUCUCCAAGGGCAUGUCGAUCUUUCUCGACAUACUGAGGAGAGCAGAUAAAAAUGAUGAUGGGAAAUUGUCCUUUGAGGAAUUCAAAGCAUAUUUUGCAGAUGGUGUGCUGAGUGGAGAAGAACUACAUGAGCUCUUCCAUACCAUCGAUACACAUAAUACCAACAAUCUUGACACAGAAGAACUAUGUGAAUAUUUUUCUCAGCAUUUGGGGGAAUAUGAGAAUGUACUAGCAGCACUUGAAGACCUAAACCUUUCUAUCCUGAAGGCAAUGGGCAAAACAAAGAAAAACUACCAGGAGGCCUCUAAUUUGGAACAAUUUGUAACUCGAUUUUUAUUGAAGGAGACCUUGAAUCAGCUGCAGUCUCUCCAAAAUUCCCUGGAAUGUGCUAUGGAAACUACUGAAGAGCAAACUCGUCAAGAAAGGCAAGGGCCAGCCAAGCCAGAAGUCCUGUCUAUUCAGUGGCCUGGAAAACGAUCAAGCCGCCGAGUCCAGAGACACAACAGCUUCUCCCCAAAUAGCCCUCAGUUUAAUGUCAGCGGUCCAGGUUUAUUGGAAGAAGACAGCCAGUGGAUGACCCAGAUAAAUAGACUCCAGAAAUUAAUUGACAGACUGGAGAAGAAGGAUCUCAAACUUGAACCACUGGAAGAAGAAGUUAUUGAAGGGAAUACCAAAUCUCACAUCAUGCUUGUGCAGCGUCAGAUGUCUGUCAUAGAAGAUGACUUGGAGGAAUUCCAGCUUGCUCUGAAACACUACGUGGAGAGCGCUUCCUCGCAAAGUGGAUGCUUGCGUAUUUCUAUUCAGAAGCUUUCAAAUGAAUCUCGCUACAUGAUUUAUGAGUUCUGGGAGAAUAGUAGUGUAUGGAAUAGCCAUCUUCAGACGAAUUAUAGCAAGACAUUCCAAAGAAGUAAUGUGGAUUUCUUGGAAACUCCAGAACUCACAUCUACUAUGCUUGUUCCUGCUUCAUGGUGGAUCCUGAACAACAACUAG
This is a messenger RNA of Orycteropus afer afer, 1149 nucleotides long. It is a transcript of the gene NECAB1, whose product is annotated as N-terminal EF-hand calcium binding protein 1. Gene Ontology annotation, cellular component: cytoplasm. Gene Ontology annotation, molecular function: calcium ion binding. NCBI's taxonomy places the organism in Eukaryota, Metazoa, Chordata, Mammalia, Tubulidentata, Orycteropodidae. The record is from RefSeq and is a predicted model, not a curated record. Gene Ontology annotation, biological process: regulation of amyloid precursor protein biosynthetic process.